Molecule: messenger RNA, 5466 nt
Organism: Microtus oregoni (creeping vole)
Lineage: Eukaryota; Metazoa; Chordata; Mammalia; Rodentia; Cricetidae
Gene: Rnf38
Product: ring finger protein 38
Exons: 13
Coding region: 262-2124 (620 amino acids)
Source: RefSeq, a predicted model, not a curated record
GAGGGCCGCGGCGGCCGAGGAUCCCCCUCUGGACGCCGCCCGGGAGCCGCGGCCGGGAGUCUGGCGCUCAUUGGCGGCGCGGCGCGGCCUCCCCGCCCCCCGGCGUCCCCGCCCCCUCCGCCGCGGCCGGGCUCCGCCUUCUGGCCCGCCGGGAGCCGCCUCCGUCGCCGCCACAGCCUCCUUCGCCGCCGGCCCGGGCCCAGCCAGCGCCCGCCGUGCCGGAGUCGAGUCGCAGCCCGAGCUGCUGCCCGCGGCCCCGCCAUGAGCGGAAGCGCCGCCGCCGCAGUCGCGGUCGCCGCCACCUCAGCUGCUGCUGCCGCCGCCGCGCACUUCCAGCCUCGGCCGUCGUCUCCCAGGCCGGGCCCCGCCGAGCUCGGGCCCCCGCGCCGCCCGCGCCCCCCGCCACCACCGCCCCGGCCCGAGCCUGCCGCCGCCGGCCGCCUUAGCCCUCCGGGCCACGGGCCUCUUCGGAUCGGGACGCAGGGUGGCGGCGCCUGCGGCAGAGCGUCCGGAGCAGGUAGUGUUGGUGCUUCUUUUCAGUGCCGGUCCGUCCAUCACGACCACAUUUGUCAUGAUGACAGUGACAAGAUAUCUCCCGGGGCCAAUUCAGCACCUCUGCCUGGCCAUCCUAACAAGGGGAUUUGUGAAAGGGUGAGACUUCAGAGCCUGGUCCCUCUUCUCCCAAGUGAUCAGAACACUACCGUUCAAGAGGAUGCUCACUUCAAAGCUUUCUUCCAGAGUGAAGAUAGUCCAAGUCCUAAGAGACAGCGCCUCUCUCAUUCAGUCUUCGAUUAUACAUCCUCAUCACCAGCUCCCUCACCACCAAUGCGACCAUGGGAGAUGACAUCAAAUAGGCAGCCCCCUUCAGUCCGACCAAACCAGCACCACUUCUCAGGGGAACGAUGCAACACACCUGCACGCAACAGAAGAAGUCCUCCCGUCAGGCGUCAGCGAGGAAGAAGGGAUCGUCUGUCUCGACAUAAUUCCAUUAGUCAAGAUGAAAACUAUCACCAUCUCCCUUAUGCACAGCAGCAAGCAAUAGAGGAACCUCGAGCCUUCCACCCUCCGAAUGUAUCUCCCCGUCUGUUACAUCCAGCUGCUCAUCCUCCCCAGCAGAAUGCAGUCAUGGUCGACAUACAUGAUCAGCUCCAUCAAGGAACAGUUCCUGUCUCCUACACGGUAACCACGGUGGCGCCCCAUGGGAUUCCACUCUGCACAGGUCAGCACAUCCCUGCUUGCAGUGCACAACAGGUCCCAGGAUGCUCUGUGGUCUUCAGUGGACAACACCUCCCUGUCUGUAGUGUGCCUCCUCCAAUGCUUCAGGCCUGUUCGGUUCAGCACUUACCAGUACCAUAUGCUGCGUUCCCACCCCUUAUUUCUAGUGAUCCAUUUCUUAUACACCCUCCUCACCUUUCUCCCCACCAUCCUCCUCACUUGGCACCGCCAGGCCAGUUUGUCCCUUUCCAGACACAGCAGUCACGAUCGCCUCUACAGAGGAUAGAAAAUGAAGUGGAACUCUUAGGAGAACAUCUUCAAGUGGGCAGUUUUACUUAUCCCCCCUCGGCCCAUCCCCCAGCAUUACCUCCGUCAGCUCCUUUGCAGUUCCUGACACAUGAUCCUCUGCAUCAGGAGGUGUCCUUCGGCGUACCUUAUCCUCCAUUCAUGCCUCGGAGACUCACAGGGCGCAGUAGAUACCGAUCCCAGCAGCCAGUACCACCUCCCCCUUACCAUCCAAGCUUACUGCCUUAUGUGUUAUCAAUGCUUCCAGUACCACCUGCUGUGGGCCCAACUUUCAGCUUUGAAUUGGAUGUAGAAGAUGGAGAAGUAGAAAAUUACGAGGCCCUGCUGAACCUGGCAGAACGACUGGGAGAGGCGAAGCCUCGGGGACUGACUAAAGCAGAUAUCGAACAGCUUCCCUCCUACAGGUUCAACCCUAACAACCACCAGUCGGAGCAGACUUUGUGUGUAGUAUGCAUGUGUGAUUUUGAGUCGAGGCAGCUUCUUAGAGUCUUACCCUGUAACCACGAGUUCCAUGCCAAGUGUGUCGAUAAAUGGCUUAAGGGAAAUCGUACUUGCCCAAUUUGCCGAGCUGAUGCUUCAGAAGUACAUCGGGAUUCAGAGUGACCAGCCUACGAGCACAGAUUUAGUUUGGGUGUUCCUCAUCACGUGUAUAUAUGGACUAUCCAUUGAACUUAACCUGUGUGGCUUCCAGCCCUCCCUUUACCAAAAGGGUCAAUGGACCUUUCUUUGCACUGUGUGACUUAAUCAACUAUAAAAGCUUACAAUUAGUCUUCACAAUUAUGGGAUUGUUAUACUAACUGUGUGAUUGGAACUCCAAAGAUCUUUUCUUUAGCUUAAUUUCGUGUGUGCACUAACAUUCCCUGGUUUUUGUGUGAUCAUUCCGAGUGUUGCUGCAAGAUUACAGUGGACGUGAUCUUUUAGCAUGUGCUUUUAUAAAAAGUGGUAGCUCCAGAUGAUAUAGCAAUCUACCUUAUAUAGAGCCUUCAGAAACUGUGAGUGGAAAUGAGUGCAGCGUGUGGACUGUGUGAGAGAGUGUGUGCAACUACACGUGUGGGGGCAUGGUAGCUACUGCGUGUGUGAGAUCCUAUAUACCAGCAUGUACCAAGAAUGUGUGUGUAGUUUUAAUUAUGCUGCAAUGUAUAAUCUGGUGUGUUAUUUAAACAGCACUAGUACUGUACACUGGUUUUCCCCUUGUGUUUGCUGUUGCACACUGAUUGCUAAGGGUGCAUCAAUUCUAAGCAUUGAAUACUCCGUCCCCUUCCCUCCCAAGGAAUGGAAUGAGAAAAGCCUUCUUCGUUUGCUUCAGGCAGCUGUCCCCUUCUCUUCCUCUGUGAUCCUAAGUGGGUCACUUAAGAAAAAAUGUCAGAUUCUCACUCCAUGACCUGAUUUUUUUUUCUUCAAUUCUGUUGUAAAAGAAACUUUUAAGUCUCCAACUUGCUAUUUCCAAAAAGAAGGUGCAAUAUCACGAUCCUCAUUAGCAAUAUCGGCAUUUCAGUCGGAGAUCUGAGUGUUACUGCUUCUUGUUUCUCCUUUACAUUUCCAGUAGCGUUUUACGGAAAGGACCUGUGAUUUUAUUCAUGUGUAGAUUUGUAGUCUGUUUCGAAGAUGUUUGAGUAAUAUAUUUUUAAGAACACCACUGGUCCCAUAAGUAUCGCCUUCUUGACUUCCCGUAGAACAAAAUCUGUUAUCUAACUCAGCCUGGUUUCUGGUGUGUGUUCUUCGCUCAGGCCUCCAUGGGUAACUAAAUUGUUUUAAGAGAGCUAUUUCUGUUAGUGUUAAUUGAAUUCCCACACUCUGGUCCUGAAGUUCUCUAGUUCUUUCCUCAGUAAACAUUCUCGUCGAAACCUUUGUUUCAGGAUGAUCGAGUGCUGUGACAGCUCCCUUCUUAGGUCUGGUUUGCUUUGAUGUCUUACUCUUUCUCUUUUAUGUCAGAAUGAGAAAAAGCUUAAUACAACAGGUGCCCAGAAUACUUGCAGAGUAAAUGAAGAUUGGAUUUUGUAUAAAAAAUAAUAAUGCUGUCAAACAGGAAUUGACCUUUAUUUAAUCGGAAAUGAUACAUAGCCGUGUAAAACAAGACAGUUUGAUUGACCAUAAAUCAGAUGGUUGGAAGUCACUUUUCAGCAAUUGGAUUCCUUCCUCCUUCUCUCAGUGUGCUCAGCCUUGUCUGCCUCUUUGUGAGUUCUCGGCUUCUGUCUGCAGCCACGCAUGCUGCAGCCUUCCGGUCACAACUGUGACACUUUGCUGCCAACCUCACUCAACUCGCAAUUGGCACUGGGCCUUUUUUUUUACUCUGACAGGGAGAGUGUUCAACUACUUGCUACUGCCGUGUUCCUUACCCUCCCUUGAAGUCUCUAAGCUCACCACAGCCUAGAGUUCAGGAAAGUCAAUCCACACAGAAGCACAAUUUUGUCUUCUUCAGACACUGUUGCCUCUCUAGUCAGACAAUAGGAUUUGACUAUUUUCUGUUUGCCCUAGACUAAGUGUGUCAGAAAUACACUGAAACAGUGGUGAAUGCACGUGUUACUUUUAAAUCGUUAGGAUACCCCUCCCGUUCCUAAUGAUGAAAAGGUGUGUUAAAGUCAAAAUUAAUGGCUUAUAAUAGUCAUCUCCAAAUCACAUGCAGUUUAAUCUUUAUUUUUUAAUUUAAAGAAAUCAUGUUUAAAAUGACAAAAGUCCAUAUUAUAUAUACACUUUUAUAUAGCUGCAAAAACUUUAUACCUGUCCAGCUCUCACAUGACUGCUCCACUCGGUGUUUGUGUUAUUGAUGCACAUAAGUGAAGCACUUUCCUCGUUUAUACAGAGAUACUGACUACCAAGGCACACUGUGCUAAGACCGGAAAGCAGCCUUUCUUUAUUCUGUCGAUAUUUGCCAUGACGUUCCCUUUCCAGUAGAUUUUUUUUUUAAUAGAAGUAGUUGGCAAUUUAGGAGGCAGCAGGUCUGUCCUGGUAAAAUUGUGUUUUGCAGUUAUGACUGCUGUCUCCAUGGGGUGUCUUCUCUUAGCACAGAACUGUUAGAGAAGGAUCAGACUUUUGUUCAUGGUGUGGUUGGUGUAUUUUAGGAGCAGACCUGGCGUGAUCUCUGAGUGACCAUGGUGGGCAUCUUUGUGGCCAGAAAAUGAGAAAAGUGCGGUUGGCUUCUGCCUGACCGUCAUCUCUGGGAGAUGCACUGGGUGGCAGAUGGAUGUUGGUAGCCUUCAUCCUCUUCUUCCUAGAACAAUGUUGGCUUUACCAUCUUAACUCAGCUGUGGAGUUUUGUUGUUGGUUGGUUGGUUGGUUGGUUGGUAGGUUUUAGACUUGGGGUUUGGGCUUUUUGAUUUGUAUGGGGUUUUGUUUUUUUUUUUUUUGCAUGAAUCACCAUAUUUUGUAUUUUCAACUCCAACCUCAACAAAACAACUCAAGGCCUCUAAGUAUCAAGAUACCAUACUAAUAUUUUCCUGUCCUGAAUUUUUUUUUAGCAGAAUCUGAAAUUGUGAGAGCAUAUUAGAUUUUCUACACUCCCUGAACUUUAAUUUGCUAGAAUUCUUAAUUUGGGCCUCUUGUGGUAAUUUCCAGUGUGAUCUGCCUGCCAGCUUCCGAGAACACUUUCACAGUAUCUCUGGGCCUUGUCGAGUCUGCUCCCCAUAGUGCAUCUGGUUACCUCAUGUUGCUGUUUGUUUAAUAUUAUGAAAACUCACGGGGUGUUUGUUGGAAUCAUUUGCUGAGUCAUUUCCUCAAAUCAUAUUCCAUUGUAUCAGUUAACAUAUAGUUUUAAAUGUAUGUAUUAUAAAUAUCUGUAACCAAAUCAUUUGAAGGCUUGAUAAAUUUUUAACAAAGUUUGUACAUUUUUUAUGAAAGUUACUAGUAAUGCUUUACUAAGUAGUGCAAUGAAUUUUUAUUUUUAAUCCCUGUGCCCAAUUUUGGAGUUGAGAGGGUUGUUGGUAAUAAAUGUAUGAUGUACACUUAAAA